AUGCGAUCAUUCGGCCUUUACGCCGUGCUUCUGGCGCCAUUCUCGGCCUUGGUCCACUCUUUCCCAACGGCCGACAACUUUGCCAAGCUCGCAGAGCGCGGCUUUAUAGACAGCUCCGAUAUCUCUCCACAGAAGUUGCACGACAGCCUGCUGCGGAUCAAAGAGAAGCGCCUGUUGUUCGAUCCUCUGACUGAUCCCAUUGACGUUAGCGGUGACCAUGCGUUUCAGCCCCCAAAUUUCCGCAAAGGGGAUCAGAGAGGACCAUGUCCUGGCCUGAACGCUCUGGCGAACCACGGCUACAUUCCACGUGAUGGCGUGGUAGGCUUCUUGGACCUUAUUGAGUCCGUGAACACGGUCUACGGUAUGGGCGUGGAUUUGAUCACUGUUCUUUCAGUGAUGGGAACAGUCGGUGUCGGUAACCCGCUCUCUCUUAACCCUGGAUUCUCCAUUGGUGGCGAGACUUCUAAGGUUUCCAACAUUCUUGGCAAUCUUCUGGGUCUUCUUGGUACUCCUCAAGGUCUCUAUGGCAGUCACAACUGGAUUGAGAGUGACUCUUCGGGCACUCGUGACGAUCUCUACGUGACCGGGAAUGCGUGGACCAUGAACAUGACGCUCUUCCUGGACAUCUAUAACUCUAUCGACGGUGCCUUGACGAUGGAGAACAUCGGUGCCCGUGCUUCUCAGCGAUUCGAUGAGAGCAUCGGUAUCAACCCGUACUUCUACUACGGCCCUUACACUGGCAUGAUCGCUCGCAAUGCCGGUUACGCAUUCGUGGGCCGACUCCUCAGCAACCACUCAACAGAGUUUCCUCAGGGCGGCAACAUGACUAAGGAGGUCUUCGCCAGCUUCUUCGGCGUCUACGAGGAGGGUGGCGAGUUGGUAUACAAGGAAGGCUGGGAACAGAUCCCCCAGAACUGGUACCGCAUCGCGGUCGACUAUAACCUGGUCUUCCUGAAUCUCGAUCUCAUCGCUUGGUUCUUGGAGCAUCCCAACCUGGCGAGCAUUGGUGGCAACCUCGGCAAGACCAACUCCUUCGCCGGUGUCAACCUUGAGGAUGUCACUGGUGGCUUGGUAAACACAGCGUCCCUGCUGGAGGGCAACAACCUGAUCUGCUUCGCCCUUGAGGUUGUCAAAACUUUUGCUCCAAACUCGCUCUCGAACCUUUUCAAGACUCUCGAGAAGCCCCUCGAACUCGUCAACAACGCGAUUCUUGACCCUCUUCUGGACCUGUCCUGCCCCGAUUGGUCGGACUUGACCGCCAACGGCACCGACCUCCUGACCCAUCUCGUCGACACCUACCCAGGCGCUAGCAAGGGUAGCUUUGCGUUGUAG
Messenger RNA from Neoarthrinium moseri, 1332 nucleotides. RefSeq lists its product as uncharacterized. The record is from RefSeq and is a predicted model, not a curated record. Bases 1 to 1332 code for a protein of 443 amino acids. The transcript has 3 exons. Gene Ontology annotation, molecular function: peroxidase activity. NCBI's taxonomy places the organism in Eukaryota, Fungi, Ascomycota, Sordariomycetes, Amphisphaeriales, Apiosporaceae.